This is a messenger RNA of Aspergillus bombycis, 1089 nucleotides long. RefSeq lists its product as uncharacterized. The record is from RefSeq and is a predicted model, not a curated record. The transcript is spliced from 3 exons. The coding region runs from base 1 to 1089 and encodes 362 amino acids. Lineage: Eukaryota; Fungi; Ascomycota; Eurotiomycetes; Eurotiales; Aspergillaceae.
AUGGUAGACCUGGUAUACGAGCUGGAUCCAAAAGGCGAAGUUUUCCUGAUCCUGGAUAACGUGUCUAAGGAUUUACCGCACAACCUACAGGAUAUUGCCACGCUGUCAGGAUGGCCGGACGGACUCAGCAAUCCUGCAGCCCCAACAAGCGAUGAGAAUGAAAGUAGCAAGCGAGAAGACGAUGGAAGUUCAGGUGGCAUUGUCGAUUCGACCAAGACCCCCGAAUGUACCACGCAGCGCCGUCUGCAGAUUCGUGCAUCGUCAAAGCAUCUGACAUUGUCCUGCCCACAAUUCGAACGAACAUUCCAAAUGGGAUUUCAGGAGGGAACCCAGCUAAGGACCAAAGGCCAUCUAAAAUUCCCUAUACGGGAUUGGGAGCCAAUACCUUUCUUGAUCCUGAUGUUAAUCAUCCAUCAUCGCACCCGACUAGUGCCUCGGGAAGUGUCCUUGGACAGUCUGGUGGAGAUCGCGCGGUUGGUCGAUUACUAUGAGUGCUAUGAGGCAGUAGAGCCGUUCUCGGAUUCAUGGCUCGUUCAGUUAAAGAUCAGAUCUUUGAGCCCCCCAACUUAUUAUACCCCUUCAUCGAUUGAUGAGGCUAAGAAGUGCAUGUUCGUAUCUUGGGUAUUUAACGAGGCCAAGGCAUUCCAAGAAUCCUCCAAGUACUUGGAGGCGAGGAGCACAGGCAUGAUUAGCUUCAGUGGAAUCCCCGUUCCUUCGAUGAUAAAUGAUGCGAUCAACCGUUCUCGACAAGCGCUGAUUGCAAAAGUCGUUGAGUCUAUGCAUGAUCUUUUCGCCAAGCUACGGGACGGCCAAGAGCAAUGUUCUGAGAUGUGUGGCUGUGUGCUCCUGGGCGCGUUGACAAAAGGAAUGCAUCGAUCUGGAAUUCUAUCCCUGAAUUCAACGUCAAGUUUGAGGGGAUCAGCUUCGCCCAACUGGCGCUUGACUGUCGCAACAUCAAAAAUCCGCGUUCAAACUACUAAUAUAGAGAAGCUCAACGUGGGGUUGGAUGUUUCACAAUACACCAAGUCUCUCUUCCCCUUUCAUUGGGAUACCAGAGUCUUCAAGCCAACAGUGCCACUGCCUUCUUAG